AAAGUAAUUUGCAUUGCAUCGAAAAUUCUUUGGACUACUAACUCCGCCGAGGCCGCCGAGCUCCAUCAUCAUGCGAUCAUUUUGUGAAGGAGGAAAAGUGUUGGCCGUUGAGUGUUGUUGUAUAUUUUUCAAAAGAAGUUUUUUUUUGCGGGCGCAGUGCGAUGUAAUAUUUUGAAAAUGAAAUUAAGUCAUGGAGGUUGUAUGAUUGCACAUGUAUUACAGACAUAUAGUUGUGUUUAGGUACUGACAUUAUUUUGUAAGUUGGUGCUGAAAUGGACGGAAAAGUGACUUUGAAACUUCUGAUGGUAGGAGAAACUGGUGUGGGUAAAUCAAGCCUCCUCCUGCGAUUCACCGAAGAUGAUUUCAAUCCUGACCAACCCUUAACGAUUGGAGUUGAUUACAAGCUCAAGGAAGUCACAGUUGAUGACAGUACUGUGAAUUUAGCAAUUUGGGACACAGCUGGACAAGAAAGGUUCCGUGCUUUGAGUCCCAGUUUUUAUCGUGAUGCUCAGGGUGCAGUUUUGGUAUAUGAUGUGACCAAAUUACAGACUUUUACAAAACUUGAAACAUGGCUUCAGGAAUUGGAUAUGUAUUCUAGAAGGAACAAUGUUGUUAAGAUGAUUGUUGGAAAUAAAAUUGACAAAGAGAACCGGGAGGUAAGUAGAGAGAAAGGCUUGGACUUUGCCAGAAGGCAUCAAACAAUGUUUGUUGAAGCAAGUGCGAAAACAAAAUUCGGUGUCCAGUCCGCCUUUGAAGAAUUGGUUCGAAAGAUAAUCCAAACACCUGGCCUCUGGGAGAAGUAUGGAACAAGUAGUGAUAGAGUAAAUGUUCAUGAUCAUGAACCGCCAUCGGUGCCAAGCUGUGGUGGUUGGAAAUGCAGACUGGUAUAAUGUGAUUAACUUGUACUGGCAGGAUGUUGCAUCACAUUUAACACUAGCUGUCAUUUGGGUUGCAAGUUCCAGAGUUCUUCACAUUCAGGUGGAAGCACUGAGUAUUGAGUUACUCAGUAUUCGUCUCAUGUUGAAACUCUUUACAAACUGUUUGGUAAUACAUUGAAAUCCAAUUGUAACAUUGCAUUUAGUGCAUUCUGUUUUGCAUACAUUUUAGUAUAAUAUAAUUAACAUUGUAAUUUAAAAGUAAAGUUUCAGCAUUUCCUAAUAGCUUCAGUUUAGUGGCUUCAUUAUAACCAGUCAUUUUGUGCUGCUAUCUGGAUAUUUAGUUUUGCCUCAUUUGUUAAAAAUAUUUUCAUUGAGGUUUAAAAUUGUUUAUACAAGUCUGAAUUAAGUGGCAAUACCUUAGUGUGCAGGAUUUCAGCUGUUUCAUUGUAAAUAAAGAAUUGCAACAUU
Molecule: messenger RNA, 1346 nt
Organism: Cryptotermes secundus
Lineage: Eukaryota; Metazoa; Arthropoda; Insecta; Blattodea; Kalotermitidae
Product: ras-related protein Rab-18-B
Exons: 5
Coding region: 273-890 (205 amino acids)
Molecular function (GO): GTP binding; GTPase activity
Source: RefSeq, a predicted model, not a curated record